This is a messenger RNA of Cucurbita pepo subsp. pepo (vegetable marrow), 1446 nucleotides long. NCBI's taxonomy places the organism in Eukaryota, Viridiplantae, Streptophyta, Magnoliopsida, Cucurbitales, Cucurbitaceae. The record is from RefSeq and is a predicted model, not a curated record.
ACUGUCACAAGCUAGGACAUUUUCAAUGGGAAUGUCAAAGCAAGGAGAAGGAGACAAACUAUGCAGAGAGUCAAGAAGAGAUGUCGCUGAGGCUUACGUGAAUAUGAAUAAGGCCAAUAGAGAAGAUAUGUGGUUCCUUGACUCGGGAUGUAGCAAUCAUAUGUGUGGGAAGAAGGAAUAUUUUUCAGAUUUUGAUGGAAGUUUCAGAGAUUCAGUGAAGCUGGGCAACAACUCAAGCAUGGUUGUAACUGGAAAGGGUAAUGUACUGCUGGAAGUGAAUGGAAUCAUAAUGAUAAUCACAGGAGUGUUCUAUGUGCCAGACCUGAGGAACAAUUUGUUGAGUAUUGGUAAAUUGCAAGCAAAGGGGUUACCUUUUUGUUUCAAAAUGGAACAUGCAAGGUGUUUCAUCCUGAGAGAGGCUUAAUCAUGGAGACAAAGAUGUCUUUGAAUCGAAUGUUCGUAUUGCAUGCUAUAUCUCAGCCUGUAGCAGCCGUUCAAACUCAAUUGAAACUUAUGGGGAAAAGUGGUUCAAGGUCUCUGUCGUACACUUACCGCUCCAAUUCCUAUCGCCAUAGUCAGAGAAGUAGAAGGGACCCAAGUUCUUCCCCCUAUCAUUCCACUACCAAUUCUAGGAGAAGCAGCCGUUCAAGUUCCCUCAGCCGCCAACGCAGAAGUAGGUCUUCCUCGUUAUCUCCUUUCCCCAAAUCGUCCAGUUCCAGUCCUAGUCGUGCAUCCACUGAUCGGAAUCAUUCCAUAGAGAAGCUUAAGAAAGAGGAAGAAGAGAAGAAAAGGCGUGAAACAGAGUUGAAGAAGUUAGAAGAAGAUGCAACUAGGAGGAUGGAAGAACUAAUUCAGAAGAAUGUUGAAGAAAGGCUAAACUCUGAAGAGACUAAAUUAGAAAUACAGAGACGAAUAGAGGAAGGUCGCACGAAGUUGUUUGAUGAUGUUGAUGUGCAGCUUGAGAAAGAGAAAGAAGCCGCUCUUACUGCUACAAGACAAAAAGAAGAACAAGCACGAAAAGAGAGAGAAGAGCUAGAUAAAAUGCUGGAAGAGAAUAGAAGAAGGGUAGAAAAAGCACAGCGACGAUUAGUUGUGGAGCUGCAGCGAAGGAAAGAAGAACAAUAUUGUGAGCUCGAGUUGAUUCAGAGACAAAAAGAGGAGGCAGCUCAGAGAACUAAGCUAGAUGAUAAGAGUUUGAGUUAUGUUUUGCUGGGUGUUAGUGAAGAGUCAAAAGUUUACAGACUCUAUGAUAUAGAAGCGGCAGAUGAAAAUAAUGAUAUAGAAGCGACAAAUGAAAAUACUGCAGAGGAAAAUAUUUCAUCUGGCUCUUUGGCUGAAGCAAGCUGUCCUAGCUCAAAUAAGGCGAGGAAUAAGAGAUCACCAGUCUGGAUGAGAGACUAUGCAAUAGGAGAAGAUUUUUGUGAAGAUGUUGAUGAAGCAGUCUAG